Messenger RNA from Aspergillus terreus NIH2624, 924 nucleotides. RefSeq names its product 1,3-beta-glucanosyltransferase Bgt1 (gene bgt1). The coding region runs from base 1 to 924 and encodes 307 amino acids. Gene Ontology annotation, cellular component: fungal-type cell wall; cell surface; extracellular region. NCBI's taxonomy places the organism in Eukaryota, Fungi, Ascomycota, Eurotiomycetes, Eurotiales, Aspergillaceae. Gene Ontology annotation, molecular function: 1,3-beta-glucanosyltransferase activity; glucan endo-1,3-beta-D-glucosidase activity. The transcript is spliced from 4 exons. Gene Ontology annotation, biological process: cell wall organization; carbohydrate metabolic process. The record is from RefSeq and is a predicted model, not a curated record.
AUGCGUGUUGCCGGCGUCGUUCCUUUCCUGCUCGCCGCUCUCCCGGCCGUCUCCGCCGACCGUGGCACCCUGGGCUUCGCUCUGGGCAACAAGAACGCCGAUGGGAGCUGCAAGACCUCGAAGGACUACCAGACCGAUUUCGAUGCCCUCAAGGAGGUGACCACCCUCGUUCGAACCUACUCCGCCAGUGAUUGCCACACCGCCCAGAACAUCAUCCCCGCCGCCAAGGCGAAGGGCUUCAAAGUUGUGUUGGGCGUCUGGCCUGACUACCAGCAAUCCUUCGACGAGGAUGUGGAGGCCCUGAGCAAGAGCGUUCCCGGAAACGAAGAUGUGGUGGAUGCCAUCACCGUUGGAUCCGAAGUCCUCUACCGUGGAGGCCUCACCGCCCAGGUUCUCUUGGAGCGGAUCGUGACCGUCCAGAAGAAGUUUCCCAAGGUGACGAUCGGCACCGUGGACAGCUGGAACAAGUUCGCCGACGGCACGGCCGAUCCCAUCAUCACUUCUGGCAAGGUCAACUACUUCUUGGCCAACGGCUUCGCGUACUGGCAGGGCCAGAAGAUCGACAAUGCCACCAACACCUACUUCGACGACAUGGCUCAGGCGAAGGCCCAUAUUGAGAAGGUUGCGGGCGACAACGCGAAGAACAUCCGGUUCGGCAAUGGUGAGACCGGCUGGCCGACGGACGGUGGCAGCGACUACGGCGAUGCCAAGGCCAGCACCGCACUCGCUCAGGAGUACUACAAGAAGGCUGUCUGCGGUAUGAUUGAAUGGGGCAUUGAUGUCUUCUACUUCGAGGCCUUUGAUGAGCCCUGGAAGCCGAAGAGCACUGGUGACAAUGGCCAGGCCUCGGAUGAGACUCACUGGGGUCUGUUCACCUCCGACCGCAAGCCCAAGUGGAACAACCUCCAGUGCCCUACUAACUGA